CGGAGUUUUUUUUUGGUGGUGUUGUAUUGGUUUUCUUUGUUAUUGUUCCACUUCGAACGUGUUACAAAUGGCAGCACCAUCGCUGCCAAUUCAAUAACGAAUCAACGCAUUUUGAUUAGAUUUUUAGACAUUUUUCAGAACGAAAUUCGUUUUCCAUGUUUUUCUUAUCAAAAAAAUCCAAGAAAUAUUGAAAAAAAAAAUUGAAAAUAUUUUUUUUCUUCAUUUUCUCUGUCAAUUCUUUCCAUAACGAUGGUUGAACGUAUGAAAUUCAACAAAUGCAACAGUGAAACAUUGAAAAGCAGCAGCUGUCAUUUCAAGCUGUCAAGUGAAACGUUUGACAGUUGCGUCGGAUAUUCUCGAAAUUGAAAACAAACACCGAAUCGACACGAAAUCACACAAACCAAAUAAAUUAUCCACACAGCAAAAGUAAAAUGGAUUCAGUGGAAGAGAAGAAGGGAAAGAAUAAUGAGGAUAAGCCGAAAUUUGUGGCGAGAACGCCAACCGAUAUACAGCGCAUCAAGUUGGAGAAACUGAUGAAGAAUCCACAAAAAGAAGUGAAUAUUCCCCAAUUGAAUUCGAAGAAGAAUGGCGGUGAUGGUAUCGGUGAAACGCCGUCAUUCGUGCGAAAUGUAAUGGGUUCGAGUGCUGGUGCCGGCAGCGGAGAGUUCCAUGUAUACAGACAUUUACGUCGAAAGGAGUACGCGCGACAAAAGCAAAUACAACAACAAGGUGUAAAGGAGCAAAUGGAAGAUGACUUCCGCCGAAAAAUCGAACAGAAUCGUUUGUUGGCUGAGCAGAAAACGGCGAAAAAACGCGCCAAACGUCUGAAGAAGAAGCAACGUGCCAAACAUCGAAAGCCAAAUGAAAAUGCUAUGGCCAACGAAUCACAAAAUUCAGAGUCUAGUGACAGCGAUUCAAAUGAUGAUGUCGAUAACAAGAAGUCGGCAUCAGGUGAUGUUGAACCUAGCGAAAAAGACUCGAAACCGGAAAAUACGGAUGAAACUGAACACAAUCCGAAUAAAAAAGAUGAAAAAGACGAUUCAGAUUAAGAAAAAUGAUUUAUAUUAUUGCUUUGCACGGUCAAUCAAUGGCCAAUUAAUCUAAGCACUUUGUAAUAAAAACAAAAUAAUUUUGCAGCAGUUAAGCAAAU
Messenger RNA from Sitodiplosis mosellana (orange wheat blossom midge), 1150 nucleotides. Its product is annotated as PRKR-interacting protein 1 homolog. Gene Ontology annotation, biological process: negative regulation of protein kinase activity. Bases 432 to 1049 code for a protein of 205 amino acids. The record is from RefSeq and is a predicted model, not a curated record. The transcript is spliced from 3 exons. Lineage: Eukaryota; Metazoa; Arthropoda; Insecta; Diptera; Cecidomyiidae. Gene Ontology annotation, molecular function: protein kinase inhibitor activity; double-stranded RNA binding; protein kinase binding. Gene Ontology annotation, cellular component: nucleolus.